AUGUCUCAAUACGUUUCCGCUGAUUUGAUCUGGGAGGUUACCAGAUCCCAGAACGCUUUCUUGGUCAAGCGCACAACUGGUGGUGGAAGCACAUUCUCAAGAGACCCUUUGAACUUGACCAACAAGCACUCCAGAAAGUAUGCUGGUUUCGUCAACGACAAGGCCGUUGGUGUUGUCCCAGCUGAGAAGGGUGUUACUUUGAUCACCAAGAAGACCUCUGCUAGCCAAAAGCCAGCAUCUUCUUUGACCAAGACCACCUUCAGCAAGUCCGGAAGAAAGACCUUCGCUGGUGUCGCAAAGACCGUCGCCAAGGAUGGAUACAGAUCCGAUCUCCGUGCUGAAGCCGUCGCCCGUUCCUCCGCUAUCCUCGAAUCUCAAACCCCAAAGAAAGAUGCCCCAGCAUCAAAGCUUAGAGGAUCCAAGGCCGCCAAGGCUGCUGAGAAGGAAGAGUAA
Sclerotinia sclerotiorum 1980 UF-70 is the source of this 453-nucleotide messenger RNA. RefSeq lists its product as hypothetical. Gene Ontology annotation, molecular function: structural constituent of ribosome. NCBI's taxonomy places the organism in Eukaryota, Fungi, Ascomycota, Leotiomycetes, Helotiales, Sclerotiniaceae. Gene Ontology annotation, cellular component: cytosolic large ribosomal subunit; ribosome. The coding region runs from base 1 to 453 and encodes 150 amino acids. Gene Ontology annotation, biological process: translation. The record is from RefSeq and is a predicted model, not a curated record. The transcript has 5 exons.